AUGGAUAUCCGCCUCCUCCGCGCCAGCGACAUCCCGCUGAUCCAACAUGCCAACCUCGAGAACCUGCCCGAGAACUACUUCAUGAAGUACUACCUAUACCAUGCGCUAUCAUGGCCACAGCUCUCCUUCGUCGCCGUCGACGUCUCGAGACCCAAGAAGACGCCCUAUGACUACCCCAAGAUCGUCGGCUACGUGCUGGCCAAAAUGGAGGAGGAGCCCGCAGACGGCGUGCAACACGGCCACAUUACCAGUCUGUCGGUGAUGCGCACGCAUCGGCGGUUGGGAAUCGCGGAGAAGCUCAUGAGACAGAGUCAACUAGCAAUGGUUGAGACGUUCGGCGCCCACUACGUCUCCCUGCACGUCCGCGUCUCCAAUAAGGCCGCCAUUCACCUCUAUAGCAAGACCCUGGGCUUCGACCGCGAGAAGACCGAGGCCAAGUACUACGCCGACGGCGAGGACGCCUACUGCAUGAAGCUCGAGCUCUCCGAUAUCCGGAACCAGAUCCGCGAGCAGAGGGACGCCGAGUUCCCCGAGGACGAGGGCGAGCCCGUGGGCGACGUCGGCAAGGCGGGCGAUGACGAGAAGACCCUGGCGCUGAGAAACAAGGAGAAGGAGAAGGAGGGCCCCAAGAGGAAGGUCAAGGUCGGCAGGGCACUCGGUAUCACAGAUCUCGUCGAGAAAAACGAGAGUAGUAAGCAGGCGUAG
Messenger RNA from Truncatella angustata, 705 nucleotides. RefSeq names its product N-terminal acetyltransferase A complex catalytic subunit ard1. The transcript has 2 exons. Gene Ontology annotation, biological process: N-terminal peptidyl-glutamic acid acetylation. NCBI's taxonomy places the organism in Eukaryota, Fungi, Ascomycota, Sordariomycetes, Amphisphaeriales, Sporocadaceae. Gene Ontology annotation, molecular function: protein N-terminal-serine acetyltransferase activity; protein-N-terminal-glutamate acetyltransferase activity. The record is from RefSeq and is a predicted model, not a curated record. Gene Ontology annotation, cellular component: NatA complex. The coding region runs from base 1 to 705 and encodes 234 amino acids.